UCGUAGACAGCAACACCUGAACCCUAUACGUCGCAAAGAAGAUGAUAUUGACCGACGUGGGACUAAGCGUCGCCAAUCUAAUCUGGACCGCACUAGUCCACACACAGGGCAGGUUCUGGAGGGGCAACAACAGGCGCGUCUAGAGGCUCAUCACCCAGUGUCCGCUACAGAUAAGCAGUCACCAACGGCACAUGAAGAUAAACCUGCCCACUCAGGAGAUGACGUCGUCUUCGAGGGUGAGACCAAGAGAGUUCCCGACCUGCGUGCGGACCGGAGUCAGACUAUUCCUGACGCCUCCGCCGUGAAACUCACUGAGCUAAUGGCGCAACAGCAGUCACUUUUAGAGAGGUAUGAACAAAGGUUGCAGCGCACAACUACCGAUCGGCUUACAACAUUGUUGGCUGCCACUGAGACAUCUACUGGCACACACAAACGUGUGCACACAUCGCCAGGAAAUGAGGACAACCCUACGUUCCGUAUCCACGGCCGUACACGUCCGCACCUGCACUCGGGUAUGAAUCACCAGGGUCGGAGGGCCAACCGACCGAGAAGGAGAAAACUCUGUCUUCUCUUGAGGAGACCCCAUCAUUCCAAGAGUUCGCACGUGAAGAAGUGUUCACGGGAGUGA
Messenger RNA from Sphaeroforma arctica JP610, 628 nucleotides. RefSeq lists its product as hypothetical. The record is from RefSeq and is a predicted model, not a curated record. The transcript has 2 exons. The annotation marks the transcript as partial. NCBI's taxonomy places the organism in Eukaryota, Ichthyosporea, Ichthyophonida.